Pipra filicauda (Wire-tailed manakin) is the source of this 3197-nucleotide messenger RNA. RefSeq names its product butyrophilin subfamily 1 member A1-like. The record is from RefSeq and is a predicted model, not a curated record. Gene Ontology annotation, molecular function: protein binding. NCBI's taxonomy places the organism in Eukaryota, Metazoa, Chordata, Aves, Passeriformes, Pipridae. The coding region runs from base 1038 to 2930 and encodes 630 amino acids. The transcript has 13 exons.
CCCUGGGCUCUCCAACUCACUGGCCAGCCAAGCUCAGGGACAGGCUCCGUUGUGCUGGUGACCAGUCCCUUUUCCACCCUGUCGGCCUCUCCCCUGCCUUGUCCUCCCCGACUCCUUCCACUCCACAUGGCUUUAGUGCUCACACCUUUCUGCUGACACCCUCAGGUCUCUGGGACCCCUGGCUUCAUCCCCAGCUUCCAUCCCCAGCUUGCAGAGGUACAGUCACAAAAGCCAGGCUGGAUCUCCCUGGAGUGACACCUCUGGAUCUGUGAUCCCAGCAAUCAGCACCAGUGAGGAGCUUGGCUCAUUACACUUCUUUCUGCUGUCCUUUGCUGUACACAUCUGUGUCACUGGACCCAUCCCUUGCUGCUUCCCUCUUUGCCUUGUCCCCCUUUUUGGCCACAUCCCUGAUCAGCUCCCUUUGCCCCAGCAGGUGCCCCCAGGCCUGACUGGGCUGGGAGGGUGUGGAACCCACAGGGCUGAGCGCCCACGGGCACUGCCUUUGCCUCCCUCAGGGCAGCAGCUUUGCCUCAACCAACCACCCUCCAUGGCCUUGCCUCUUGGCUGCCAAUUGCUUUUAAGCAAGAGUGAAGCUGCUGCUGCUGGGCUUUGCUCCCACCCACUGCCUUUGGAUGUGAAUCCUGGCUCCAUCACCUCCCUCCUGCCCAAAUGGCCUCUGGGCUCAUGCCAGGGAUGUGCAAAGUGCUGCCACAUCUGUCCCCUCCUGAGCCCAGGGAGCAGCCCUGGAGAGCCCCUGCAGCAGGGGUGUGUCUGUGCAUGCUGCCAGAAGGGCAUGUUCACAGAAAAAGCAUUGUCAAAACCCCCCCAAAGUACUCAACAACUUUCACUUUUGAGGGAAGCAGCGCAGGAGGAAAUGGGACAGGCUGGGACAGGGUGACGAUUUGCUUCGGUUUCCGGACAGCUCAGCUGGGAUCAGGGGACCCCUCCAAGGUGCCAGGUGACGGCCAAGCAGCUCCUGCUCCAGUCCAGAGUCCAGGAAAGAACCCGGGUCUCCAGGUUGUGCUCCAGGGAGGAGGAUGCUCUGUGGUUCCCCCAUCCACUGCUCUCUGCUGGCUUUUGUCAUUUCCACUUUAGUUUUCCAAGUUCCUCAGGGGCACUCAGCUCCACUCACCGUCACUGCACCCCCCGGCCCCAUCACCGUGGCCAAGGGCGAGGACGUGGUGCUGCCCUGCAGCUUCUCCCCGGGGCAGAAUGCACAGGACACGGAGGUGACCUGGUUUCGGGAGCAGUUCUUGCCCUUUGUGCAUCGCUACAAGUGGGGCCAGGACCAGUUUGGGGAGCAGAUGGUUCAGUACCAAGGGCGCACUGAGCUGGGGAAGGACGGCCUUGCCAAGGGCAGCGCGGACUUGAGGAUCUUCCACGUCCAACUCUCUGACACAGGGAAUUACACCUGCUUUGUUCAACGUGGCUCAGAUUACAACGACGCUCUGGUGGAGCUCAAGGUGACAGCCAGCGGCUCUGCCCCGCUCAUCGCGCUGGAGCGCUACGAGCACGGGGGGAUCCGGGUGGCCUGUCGCUCUGCCGGCUGGUACCCACGGCCCCGGGUGCUGUGGCACGAUCCCCACGGGCGCCGUCUCCCGUCCCUCUCGGAAAACGCUACCCAGGACAAGAACGGGCUCUUUGCAGCUGAGAGCAGCAUCAUCCUCACCAGGGCUGGGAACCAGGAACUCUCCUGCUCGGUGCAGCACCUCCCGCACACACCAGGGCAGGGACCGGCCCUUUACGUCUCAGAUUCCUUUUUCCAAGAUGCCCAUCCUUGGAGGAUUGCCCUGGGCGUGGUCCUGGUUGCUGUGGUCACUCUCCUUAUUAUCACUGUUUAUCUCUUUAAAAUUAAAGGUACCAUCCUGGGUUUGGGGGCUGGGGAAGGGGCUGGGCAGCCAUCCUACUCAGCCACCUCUGGUCCUGAGGGACAGUGGCAGGGUGGGAGUGCCCUGGUGCCCUUGGAGAUGAGGGACCUGCCAGAGAUCCUUUCCUGCCCCCAGGUUGAGCAGGACAAGCUGCCCCAUGGGCGGGGGAGCAGAGCUGCAGGCUGGGGGUGGGACAGGGCUUUGCACUGCUCAGCCUUGGCACAAACCCGCCCUCCAGCCCGUGCAGGGGGUCCCAGGAGAGGGCAGACAGGGGAUGGCCAAAUCAAUGGCCCACAACCCAUUUGUGCUGCUUUCUCUUCCUUUUCAGAGCAACAAGCCCAGGAACUCGCGGAGCAAAAGGCAGAACUGUGGGACUGCGUUAGAGAAAUAAAGGAACAAGCCCAGGAACUCGAGUGGCAAGAGGCAGCACUGCGGGAGCGCGAUGAAGAAAUAGCAUGGAGAAGACAUGCAGUGCCCAUAGAAGAAGCGAACGUGGUUCUGGAUCCAGACACAGCCCACUGUGAGCUUGUCCUGUCUUACAAUGGCAAAAGUGUGGCACGAGAUAACACAGAACAGGACAUCCUCGUCACCCCCAAGAGAUUUGACCCAUUCCACUGUGUUCUGGGCCGUGGGGGCUUCACCUCGGGGAGACACUACUGGGACGUGGAGGUGGUGGUGGAGGCAGGAGGAUGGGCUGUGGGGGUGUCUAGAGAAGAUGUGAGAAGGAAGGGUAAUACUGAGUUUAAACCAGAGGAAGGCAUCUGGGCAGUGGGGAAACAGGCUGCAGAUUUGAAAGCUUUCACCUCCCCUAGUCCCACUGAAUUUCCUGAAAUCAAGACUCCCAUGAGGAUUCGGGUCUCUCUGGAUUAUGAAAUGGGACGGGUGUCAUUUUUCAGUGUUGAUGAGGGGAUUCCCAUUUUCAUGUUUCCACAGGCAUUAUUUGGGGGGAUAAAAGUCCACCCUUGGUUCUGGCUGGGUCCUGGGACAUAUCUGAAAAUAUGUCCCAGGAAGGAGGAAGACAAGGCUUUUUUAAGGGACCUGGGAAGUUCAGACUCACAGUAAGACUGAGGUUGGAAGGAACCUGUGGAGGUUUCUGUGGCAACCACCUGCUCAGAGCAGGGUUAACCUCAGGGCUGCCUUCAGUGUCUUUGGACCUUGUUCAGCUGAGUGUUGCAGGGUCUCCAAGGGCAAAGGUCUCAUUACCUCUCUGGUCCAAUGCUGCAUCUCUCUCAAGGGUAAAAACCAACCCUUUCUGUGUGGUCAGAAUUUCUCCAAUCACGACUUGUGGUUGUUGUGUCUCAUCCUCUCUCUCUCCCUCUUGAACACCAA